Messenger RNA from Sus scrofa (pig), 1170 nucleotides. It is a transcript of the gene SFRP5, whose product is annotated as secreted frizzled related protein 5. Gene Ontology annotation, biological process: canonical Wnt signaling pathway; non-canonical Wnt signaling pathway. The record is from RefSeq and is marked validated. Lineage: Eukaryota; Metazoa; Chordata; Mammalia; Artiodactyla; Suidae. Gene Ontology annotation, molecular function: Wnt-protein binding.
CACUCGGGCGACCUCAGCGGCCGGGGAGCGUCGGGGGCCUGCGCAGCCAUGCGGGCGGCGGCGAGGGGCGCGCGAGCGGCCGCGCUGGCGCUGCUGCUGGGGGCGCUGCACGGGGCGCCGGCACACGGCGAGGAGUACGACUACUACGGCUGGCAGACCGAGCCGCUGCACGGGCGCUCGUACUCCAAGCCGCCCCAGUGCCUCGACAUCCCCGCCGACCUGCCACUCUGCCACACCGUGGGCUACAAGCGCAUGCGGCUGCCCAACCUGCUGGAGCACGAGAGCCUGGCCGAGGUGAAACAGCAGGCGAGCAGCUGGCUGCCGCUGCUGGCCAAGCGUUGCCACUCGGACACGCAGGUCUUCCUCUGCUCGCUCUUCGCGCCCGUCUGCCUCGACCGGCCCAUCUACCCUUGCCGCUCGCUAUGCGAGGCCGUGCGCGCCGGCUGCGCGCCGCUCAUGGAGGCGUACGGCUUCCCCUGGCCAGAGAUGCUGCACUGCCACAAGUUCCCCCUGGACAACGACCUCUGCAUCGCUGUGCAGUUCGGGCACCUGCCCGCCACCGCGCCUCCAGUGACCAAGAUCUGCGCCCAGUGUGAGAUGGAGCAUAGUGCCGAUGGCCUCAUGGAGCAGAUGUGUUCCAGUGACUUCGUGGUCAAAAUGCGCCUCAAGGAGAUCAAGAUAGAGAAUGGGGACCGGAAGCUGAUCGGAGCCCAGAAAAAGAAGAAGCUGCUCAAGCCGGGCCCCCUGAAGCGCAAGGACACCAAGAGGCUGGUGCUGCACAUGAAGAACGGUGCCGGCUGCCCCUGCCCGCAGCUGGACAGCCUGGCUGGCAGCUUCCUGGUCAUGGGCCGCAAAGUGGACGGACAGCUGCUACUCAUGGCCGUCUACCGCUGGGACAAGAAGAACAAGGAGAUGAAGUUCGCAGUCAAGUUCAUGUUCUCCUACCCCUGCUCCCUCUACUACCCUUUCUUCUAUGGGGCCGCGGAGCCCCACUGAAGGGCGCUCCUGCCUGCCCCACCCAGCCAGCUGUGCCCUGCCCUCUGUCCCCGCCCUGGAGCGCGCUCGCUCCUCCUGCCCACCUGACCUCUCCCUACUCCCAGGCUGACUUAGUCCCUGCCCAGGAGGGGUCCGUGCAGCGAUGUUACUGGCACAGGCCCUAAGGGUGCCAGG